This is a messenger RNA of Humulus lupulus (European hop), 1604 nucleotides long. RefSeq names its product U-box domain-containing protein 3. The transcript is spliced from 2 exons. Gene Ontology annotation, molecular function: protein binding. The coding region runs from base 77 to 1303 and encodes 408 amino acids. The record is from RefSeq and is a predicted model, not a curated record. Gene Ontology annotation, cellular component: cytoplasm; nucleus. NCBI's taxonomy places the organism in Eukaryota, Viridiplantae, Streptophyta, Magnoliopsida, Rosales, Cannabaceae.
AAACCCAAUAUGCAGAACAUGCUUCUUCCUCUCCUUCUAGUUUACACAUAACAUAUAGAGAGAGAGAGAGAGAGAGAUGGGGCAAGAGGAGGAGGAGAGAGAAAGCGUACCGGUAGCAGUGACGGAGGAGGAGGAAGAAGAAGAAGAAGAAGCCAAAAAAGAAAGAAAGGAGGAGGCUUGCAACUUGAGGAAGCAUUCUCUCAUUAUGGAAAUUUCUUCCAAGCUCAUCCAUGGUGAUCUGGACUCCAAGAUUGAAGCUGCUAGAGAUAUUCGAAAGCUAGUGAGGAAGACUUGUUCUUCUUAUUCUUCGUCUUCGUCUUCGCCUUCUCCUUCCCCUUUUUCUGGGAAAACUCGGUCCAAAUUGGGUGUGGCGGGUGUGAUUCAACCAUUGGUAUUGAUGCUGGUCUCACCUAACCCAGAUGCCCGAGAAGCCGCUCUCCUCGCCCUCCUCAACCUCGCCGUCCGCGACGAAAGAAACAAGGUCAAGAUAGUGACAGCUGGAGCCGUACCCCCUCUUGUAGACCUCUUGAGGUUCCAAAAUGGUAGUUUAAGGGAACUAGCUACAGCGGCAAUCUUAACCCUGUCUGCUGCUGCAUCAAACAAGCCAACCAUUGCAGCUUCUGGCGCUGCACCUCUUCUGGUACAGAUUCUCAGCUCUGGUAGUGUUCAAGGAAGAGUUGAUGCUGUGACAGCGCUACACAAUCUCUCUACCUGCAAAGAGAACUCAAUUUCUGUUAUUGAUGCUAGAGCAGUUCCUCCUCUUAUCAACCUUCUCAAAGAAUGCAGGAAGAAGUACUCUAAAUUCGCUGAGAAAGCAACAGCCCUACUCGAAAUCCUAUCGAACUCUGAAGAAGGGCGUGUUGCAAUCUCAAACUCAGAUGGGGGGAUAUUAGCAUUAGUAGAGACUGUUGAAGAUGGAUCCCUUGUGAGCACUGAACAUGCAGUUGGAGCUUUGCUUUCUUUAUGCCAGAGCUGUAGAGAUAAGUAUCGGGAACUCAUUCUCAAAGAAGGUGCAAUCCCAGGCCUUCUGCGUUUGACAGUAGAGGGCACACCAGAAGCCCAGGAGAGGGCUCGCACGCUUUUGGACUUGCUUAGAGAUACACCCGAUGAAAAGAGACUAACAUCCUCAGUCCUAGAGAAAAUAGUUUACGAUAUUGCUGCCAGGGUAGAUGGAGCGGAUAAAGCUGCAGAAACUGCAAAGAGGCUGCUGCAAGACAUGGUUCAGAGAAGCAUGGAGCACAGCAUGAGUAAUAUCCAACAUAGAGCUGCAUCUUGUACACCCGCCAAUAUUUCCUCGUCAUGAUACAUCCAUUUUUGGCUCUGGAAGCUGAAAAAAAUUGGGUAGAGUUUUAUACUGAAUCCUUGUUUUGUUUGGGCAGUUGAAACUCUACUCAGCUAAAUUACCAUACUAAAUGUGCAGAAACGACUGGAGUUUGACUUUCCCAGGGAUGUUCUUGUUAACUCAUGAGUGAUCUUGCCCUUGGGGCAUUUGUAUAUAUAAAAGAACUGUAUGCUAAUUAAUUUACAUGUACAUUACUUGUGAUCACAAGAGCUUGAGAGUUGUCUCCUUGAGGUUGCAUAGUAAUCAUCUGGUUUUCGCUGCA